UAACAGCAACAAUCAUGCCCCCCCACGCCACCCAAUCCUGCCUCCGCUGCAGAAUCCAGAAGCGGAAAUGCGAUAAACUCUUCCCCACCUGUUCCCUGUGUCAACGGUUAAAUAAACCCUGUUCUCAUCCGGCGCAUCCGGAGACACCGCGUUUGCUCCCCAUGCCGGGGUUGUUGGACUUGACGUCAUCUAAUUUACGGUUUACGCUUGAGGCACAGGUAUUCUCGGUUGUGGGGGAUGGAUUGAGGUUACGGGAGGCAGCGGGGGUGUUUUUUGGGACGGUGAAUACGUGGAUGCCGGUCGUGGAGGAGGGGGGGUAUUAUGCGCGGCUGUCGAGAUUCCGAAUUGAGCCCGCGCCAGCGGACUUUAGUCUCUUGACUCUUUGUAUAUUCCUCGUCUGCGCGAUGCCAGUGGGUGGCGAGAUGACAUUGGAGACACGAGGUUUGUAUAUUCUAAUUAAGGGCUGGGUAGGUAUGCUCGAGGCGAUGGGGACGAACACUCUAGCGAUGCUACAGAGUCGGUUACUGCUGACGACCUUCGAAAUCGGACAUGCGAUGUACCCAGCAGCGUAUAUAUCGGCUGGGGCUAAUAUCCAGGCGGCGGUCGCUCUGGGGGCAAGUGCUGUGUCGUCGGCGGAUUUAUCCAAAGCUUUUCCGGAUCCCCGGAUAGCUGAGGAGGCAAGGCAGACCUGGCGGGGUAUUGUUAUCACUAAUAGAUAUGCAUCCCUCGAGAGUAACGCCAGACAUACUGCAUCCCUGGGGCGAUUGAUAGAAGGGAUGUGCGGCAAUAAUAGCUCUGAAGAUUUAACGCAGAUGAACCCAUUCACCAAGAUGACCUACUCAUCACUCCUAUUAGAUCAAGUACUCUCUCACAUCCACGAGCGUACAUCGCAACAGGAGUUCAAGAGAGUCGAGGCAAUGCAGAUCCUACACUCGUUAACCUCGUUUCUAGCAUCCUUCGAGGGUGAAGAUAACGCCCUGAAAACUCUUUCGGAUAGCUCCCUGGCUAUAGGCAGAAGCGCUAUGCUGGAAGUCCUAGAAUUUGGAUCUAAGGUUGAGCCACAAGACAAUGAGUACUGUGUCCAGGCGUCACUUAAUAUUUUGACGUCCCUGACGCAUGAGAUCGCGCAUGGUGCAAGGGGUGUGAAAACUGACUCGGCGGGAUUGGCGGCUCUGCCUGUUUUUAUUACGCAUUGCGUAUAUAAAGCCGCCAUGAUCUGUCUCCACGAUGCAAAGGUUUCGAGAGAUAGCAACCUAAAGCUGCGGAUACAGCCACUAAAAGAUUUACUGGGGUAUAUUGGCUUAAGGUGGGGUGCUGGAAAGUAUUAUGUCGAGAAGAUUGAACAAGAACAGAACAAAAUUAAGUUAUAA
Molecule: messenger RNA, 1370 nt
Organism: Pseudogymnoascus verrucosus
Lineage: Eukaryota; Fungi; Ascomycota; Leotiomycetes; Thelebolales; Thelebolaceae
Exons: 6
Coding region: 15-1370 (451 amino acids)
Biological process (GO): regulation of DNA-templated transcription
Cellular component (GO): nucleus
Molecular function (GO): DNA-binding transcription factor activity, RNA polymerase II-specific; zinc ion binding
Source: RefSeq, a predicted model, not a curated record